UGUAGACAGAGAGAGCGACCUUUAAAGCUGUACAAGGGAAGCAGCUCUGUACUUAUCUCACCACCAAAUAUAGGAAAAAAAAAACAUUUUAGCCCAGUGAGUGAAAAAGGGCUUAUCUAUCGUGAGAGAUCUGAAUCUAUAAAGUUACUCGUCACCACUCCCAUUCUCGGAUCUCUCGUUUUACCAGACUCAGACUCUUCUGGUUCUUCUAGGAACUCACAUAUAGACAGAGAUCAAAAGAAAGCUCUUUUGCUAGCUUUUGUGAGGAAACUGAUGAUGAGAGGGAGAUCUGAUGGAGGCCAAAAGAAGCGGCUUAUUGCUUCGUUCUGCAUUGUGGCUUUAGUCCUCUGUUUCUUGUAUAUGUACUAUGGUUCAUCUAGCCAAGGUGCAUCAGCUUUGGAGUAUGGAAGAUCACUGAGAAAACUCGGAUCUUCUUAUUUGGGUGGAGAUGAUGAUGGUGAAACCAAACAGGAUGGAUCUGUGAGCAAUGAAGAAGACAGUCUUGUUGUGGCCAAAAGCUUUCCUGUUAGUUUGUUUUAUCCAAAUCUAAACUGUAGACUUAUACUUCAUGCUAAGCUAACUUUUGGUGUAUAUAUAUAUAUGUUUAAGGUUUGUGAUGAUCGACACUCAGAGAUCAUCCCUUGCUUAGAUAGGAACUUCAUCUACCAAAUGAGGUUGAAGCUUGAUCUAUCUCUAAUGGAACAUUACGAACGUCAUUGUCCUCCUCCUGAAAGAAAGUUUAACUGUUUGAUUCCUCCCCCAGCUGGCUACAAGGUUCCUAUUAAGUGGCCUAAGAGCAGAGAUGAAGUGUGGCAAGCGAACAUACCUCACACACAUCUUGCUAAAGAGAAGUCUGAUCAGAACUGGAUGGUUGUUAAAGGCGAUAAGAUCAAUUUUCCAGGUGGUGGCACGCAUUUCCAUUAUGGAGCUGAUAAAUACAUUGCAUCCAUCGCCAAUAUGCUUAACUUUUCCAACGAUGUAUUAAACGACGAAGGAAGACUAAGAACGGUUCUUGAUGUUGGUUGUGGAGUUGCUAGUUUCGGAGCUUACCUUCUCUCAUCUGACAUAAUCGCAAUGUCAUUAGCUCCUAACGACGUUCACCAAAACCAAAUCCAGUUUGCAUUAGAGAGAGGCAUCCCUGCUUAUCUCGGUGUUUUAGGUACCAAGAGACUUCCUUACCCAAGCAGAUCAUUCGAGCUAGCUCAUUGCUCUCGGUGUAGAAUCGACUGGCUUCAAAGAGACGGUAUCCUUCUUCUCGAGCUGGACCGAGUACUAAGACCUGGUGGCUACUUCGCUUAUUCUUCUCCUGAAGCUUACGCGCAAGACGAAGAUAGUUUGAGGAUAUGGAAGGAGAUGAGUACUCUUGUUGAAAGAAUGUGUUGGAGAAUUGCUGCUAAAAGAAACCAAACUGUUGUUUGGCAGAAACCGUUGAGUAAUGACUGUUACUUGGAGAGAGAGCCUGGGACACAGCCUCCUCUUUGUCGCUCGGACGCUGAUCCUGAUGCUGUUUAUGGUGUCUCGAUGGAAGCUUGCAUCACUCCUUACUCCAAGCAUGACCAUAAAACUAAGGGAAGUGGGUUAGCUCCUUGGCCAGCUAGGAUGACUUCUCCUCCUCCUCGUCUUGCAGAUUUUGGUUACUCAACACAUAUGUUUGAGAAAGACACGGAGCUAUGGAAACAGCAAGUGGACAGUUACUGGAACCUAAUGUCGUCAAAGAUCAAAGCAAAUACUGUGAGAAACAUAAUGGACAUGAAAGCUCACAUGGGUUCUUUUGCAGCUGCUCUUAAAGACAAAGAUGUUUGGGUUAUGAACGUUGUCUCUCCCUACGGUCCCAACACUCUUAAACUGAUCUACGACCGUGGUUUGAUAGGGACAAAUCAUAACUGGUGUGAGGCUUUCUCUACAUACCCGCGAACAUACGAUCUCUUGCACGCAUGGACUGUUUUUUCAGACAUUAGAAGCAAAGGAUGCAGUGCGGAGGAUCUAUUACUUGAGAUGGAUAGGAUUCUUAGACCUACAGGAUUCAUCAUCAUCAGAGAUAAGGAGAGCGUUGUGGAGUCGAUCAAGAAGUAUAUGAAGGCUCUGCAUUGGGAGGUUGUGGCGUCGGAGAAAGUAACUACAGGUUCAGAACUCGACCAGGACAAUGAAGAUGGUGAGAACAAUGUCGUUUUCAUUGUCCGGAAGAAACUGUGGCUCACCAGUGAAAGCCUUAGGGAUGCUGAGUGAUGGUCAUAUGAUAAGCAGACUGAGAAAAAGAAAAUAAAUUGUUUUAUUCCCACAAGUUUUCUUAUAGUUUUAUUUUGAUUUUGGUAGUUGAUUUGUACCCCAUAAGAAAUAUUAUAUAAAUACUAAAAUUAAUCAUUGUUUUUUUAUAAACAAAUCCUCUUUGAAUGGUUCUUCUGAUGUUAUUUAAUUC
This is a messenger RNA of Eruca vesicaria subsp. sativa (arugula), 2416 nucleotides long. NCBI's taxonomy places the organism in Eukaryota, Viridiplantae, Streptophyta, Magnoliopsida, Brassicales, Brassicaceae. The record is from the annotation of a GenBank genome assembly.